Messenger RNA from Toxotes jaculatrix (banded archerfish), 1662 nucleotides. RefSeq lists its product as uncharacterized. Gene Ontology annotation, biological process: positive regulation of Arp2/3 complex-mediated actin nucleation; actin cytoskeleton organization. Gene Ontology annotation, molecular function: actin binding; protein kinase A regulatory subunit binding; Arp2/3 complex binding. The transcript is spliced from 10 exons. Lineage: Eukaryota; Metazoa; Chordata; Actinopteri; Toxotidae. The coding region runs from base 1 to 1662 and encodes 553 amino acids. The record is from RefSeq and is a predicted model, not a curated record. Gene Ontology annotation, cellular component: cytoskeleton.
AUGCCGUUGGUGAAGAGGAACAUCGAGCCCAGGCACCUGUGCCGUGGGGCGCUGCCAGAUGGGGUGACCAGUGAGCUGGAGUGUGUCACAAACAGCACCCUGGCAGCCAUCAUCAAACAACUGGGCAGUCUGAGUCGCCAUGCAGAGGACAUUUUCGGAGAACUGUUUAAUGAAGCCAACAGCUUCUACCUGAGGAUGAGCAGCCUGCAGGAGAGAGUGGACCAGCUGGCUGUGAAAGUCACCCAGCUCGACUCCACUGUGGAGGAAGUCUCACUGCAGGACAUCAACAUGAGGAAGGCCUUUAAGAGCAGCACCAUCCAGGACCAGCAGGUGGUGUCGAGGACCUCUGUCCCCAACCCUGUGGUGGAGAUGUACCAUCGCUGCGACAAGCCUCCACCACUUAACAUUCUCAGCCCAUAUAGGGAUGACAAGAAGGAUGCACUGAAGUUCUACACUGACCCGUCUUACUUCUUCAACCUGUGGAAAGAGAAGAUGCUGCAGGCCACCGAGGACAAGCGCAAGGAGAAGAGGCGGCAGAAGGGCUGUCCGGCCCACCCUGACAGGCCCCACUCCAGACAGGCCCCACCCAGGAGCCCCCUGUCCAUCUCUGAGCAGCAGAGGCAGGUUGAGGACCCGGGCAGAGAGGUGAAGAAGGUGCGUAAGGCUCGUAACCGGCGUCAGGAGUGGAACGUCCUGGCCUACGACAAAGAGUUCAGACCAGACGCCAGGCUCACGCCCUCCCCUUACCACGGCAUGUCCUCUGAAGGCUCCUUGUCCCCUGAUAGCAGAUCAAUGGCGUCUGACUCCUACCCAGCAAGCCCCAACCACCCCUCCACCCAGCCCCCCAGCACCGCCCAUCCAACUGACCACCACACCAGGGAUCACCUCAGCGCCGCAGCCCAGACUCAGUCACUGGAUCGCGGCCUCAGGCCGGCAAACCAGCCUCCAGGGGCUGGAGGGGCCGCGCCAGGGAGGCACGUGGCCUCCUUGGGCCGGACCCCCUCUGGACACGGGGUCCAGGCCGGCGGAGAUCCAACGGUUAACGGUCCAAGGCAGCAGUCUGUUAAGGAUUACCGUGCCGGACACGGUGGCCAGCCCUCCACCAUCCCAGAGUACUAUAUCCCACCUGCCCCUCCUCCACCUCCUCCAACCAUCCCUUCUGCCCAGACAGCCUUCGACACCACCACAGCCCCGCCCUCCGCCGCCGCUUCCGCUGUCCCCCCGACCUCCGCGGCUCUCUCCCGUCCCUACUCCCCCUCCCCUCCUCCUCCCCCGGCCAAUUACGUGCCAUCUCCCUCCCACCCUCCUUCGGGUGCACCCCCUGCCGCCCCUCCACCUCCUCCGCCUGGAGCCCCUGCUGGCCACCUGGCCCACCCAUCCCCACCGCACGCUGCUGUGGGCCAAGCGGCUGUGGAUGCAGCGCCCCCGACGAGGAAGUCCACGAUGCUGGGGAUGAUCCCGAUGAGCGACGCCCGCUCCGACCUGCUGGCCGCCAUACGUAGAGGUAUCCAGCUGAGGAAGGUGCAGGAGCAGAGAGAGCAAGAGGCGAAGAGGGAGCCCGUGGGCAACGAUGUGGCCACCAUCCUUUCACGCCGUAUCGCAGUAGAGUACAGCGAGUCCGACGACGACUCCGAGCUCGACGAGAACGAGUGGUCUGACUAA